AUGAGUAAUGGACACGUCAAGUUUGAUGCCGAUGAAAGUCAAGCCAGCGCAAGUGCUGUCACGGAUAGACAAGAUGAUGUGCUGGUAAUAUCAAAAAAGGACAAGGAAGUGCAUUCAAGUAGUGAUGAGGAAAGUGAUGAUGAUGAUGCUCCACAAGAAGAAGGGCUUCACUCUGGGAAAAGUGAGGUAGAAUCACAGAUCACUCAGAGGGAGGAGGCUAUAAGGCUGGAACAAUCACAAUUGCGGUCCAAGAGAAGGAAGCAAAAUGAAUUAUACGCCAAGCAAAAGAAAUCAGUGAAUGAGACAGAGGUCACUGAUGAAGUAAUUGCGGAGCUUCCUGAGGAAUUGCUAAAAAAUAUAGAUCAGAAGGACGAAGGUAGUACGCAGUACUCAUCUUCAAGACAUGUAACUUUCGAUAAAUUGGAUGAGUCAGAUGAAAAUGAAGAGGCAUUGGCUAAAGCUAUAAAAACUAAGAAAAGGAAGACAUUAAAAAAUUUAAGGAAAGAUUCGGUGAAAAGAGGAAAAUUUAGAGUUCAAUUGUUAUCCACCACACAAGAUUCUAAAACAUUACCACCAAAGAAAGAAUCAUCCAUCAUACGUUCAAAAGACCGUUGGCUAAAUAGAAAGGCUUUGAAUAAAGGGUAA
Messenger RNA from Saccharomyces cerevisiae S288C, 645 nucleotides. RefSeq names its product Bud21p (gene BUD21). Bases 1 to 645 code for a protein of 214 amino acids. Gene Ontology annotation, molecular function: snoRNA binding. The transcript has a single exon. The record is from RefSeq and is marked reviewed. Gene Ontology annotation, cellular component: nucleolus. Gene Ontology annotation, biological process: rRNA processing. NCBI's taxonomy places the organism in Eukaryota, Fungi, Ascomycota, Saccharomycetes, Saccharomycetales, Saccharomycetaceae.